AUGCCUGCCUAUGAUAGCACUUCACAACUCUCCGGUGCCGGCCAAACCAUCUGCGUCACUGGCGCCGGAGGGUUUAUAGCUUCUUGGCUUGUCAAACUUCUCUUGGAAAAAGGUUACACUGUUAGAGGAACCCUCAGAAACCCUGAGGAUCCAAAGAAUGGUCAUUUGAAAGAGUUGGAAGGAGCAAAAGAGAGACUAACUUUGCAUAAAGUUGAUCUUCUUGAUCUUAACUCUAUUCAAUCUGUUGUUCAUGGUUGCCAUGGUGUAUUCCACACAGCUUCUCCGGUCACCGAUAACCCUGAUGAGAUGUUGGAACCAGCAGUAAAUGGAACAAAGAACGUGAUUGUAGCUUCUGCGGAAGCGAAGGUGAGACGUGUCGUGUUCACUUCAUCGAUUGGAACGGUUUAUAUGGACCCAAAUACGAGUAGAAAUGUUGUUAUCGAUGAGUCGUAUUGGAGUGAUUUAGAAUAUUGCAAGAACACAAAGAAUUGGUAUUGUUAUGGGAAGACAGUGGCAGAACAAUCAGCAUGGAAAAUAGCAAAAGAAAAUGAAGUUGAUUUGGUUGUGGUGAAUCCAGUUUUGGUUCUUGGACCAUUACUACAAGAAACCAUUAAUGCUAGUACAAUUCAUAUUCUCAAGUAUCUUAAUGGUGCAGCAAAAACUUAUGUGAAUGCAACACAAUGUUAUGUUGAUGUUAAGGAUGUUGCAUUAGCACACCUUCUUGUUUAUGAGACAAAUUCUGCUUCUGGUAGAUACAUUUGUUCUGAAACUUCUUUGCAUCGUGGUGAACUUGUUGAAAUUUUGGCCAAGUAUUUUCCAGAAUAUCCACUUCCGACCAAAUGUUCAGAUGAAAAGAAUCCAAGAGUGAAACCAUACAUAUAUUCAAAUCAAAAGCUGAAAGACUUGGGAUUGGAGUUCACUCCUGUUAAGCAAUGUCUAUAUGACACUGUUAGAAGCCUACAAGAGAAAGGACACCUUCCUAUUCCACCAAUGCAACAAGACUCUGUUUAA
Vicia faba (fava bean) is the source of this 1011-nucleotide messenger RNA. Lineage: Eukaryota; Viridiplantae; Streptophyta; Magnoliopsida; Fabales; Fabaceae. The record is from the annotation of a GenBank genome assembly.